Molecule: messenger RNA, 2291 nt
Organism: Rattus norvegicus (Norway rat)
Lineage: Eukaryota; Metazoa; Chordata; Mammalia; Rodentia; Muridae
Gene: Fbxo16
Product: F-box protein 16
Source: RefSeq, a predicted model, not a curated record
UGGAUGCAGGCAUGGGAUUUUGAACUUCUUGGAAUUCUCCAGAUUUUGCUAUUAUCACAGCUACUAGACCCCUGGGCUUAAUAAUGUUGGUUAUUUGCACAUUGCACUGUUCAGUUUCUCUCAUUAGAUUUCUUAUGUUUCAGACAGGGUUUUGGUGUUCAGGCUAGUCUCCAACUCCCUUUGUAGAGCCAAAGCUUUCCAAGGAAUCCUGAUCCUCUUGCUUCCACCUCCGGAGUGCUAGGAUUGCAGCCUUGACCCACCAUGCCCGCCUUCAGAUUUCUUUUUUCUUUUUUUAAUCUUCUCAUUCUCUGGUUCUCACUACAAGGAGGGUGCUCGAUACACUUAGCUAAUUAAAUGGGACUGGGUCUUAAAAGUUCGGAGUUAUUCUUACAAGGGCGUGCCAUCUGCUGGUUCCCUGGCGUAUCUGUCACUAGGCUUGGAGCUGUUCCCCCACGACCUCCCUUUUCCUCUGCAGGUGCUUUUUUCCCUAUCCAACCGUAGCCAAUUUUUAUUUCCUCCAACCCUCUUCCACAGUCUGGGCAGUCUUAAAACCUGGCACAAUGGAGUUUGCGUUUCGGAGCUCCGGAGUGACCAGAGCAACAUAACUGAGCAUGCUCAGUCGCGAAGAGCUGUUUUGGAACACAAACACAGCGAGCCUUGAAGGAAGAUUUUUCAAGGCUGCUGGUUUCAGGAUUGGAUACUACUUCCUCCAAGAAUUCUAUCAAGAUGUUACAGCUCCUCCUACUCACCCGACCGCCACACUUUCUCCUUUUAUCUCUGUGCCCAGUUUUGGAGCCAGCCUUCCUUAGAUGCCCUGGCCAAUCAAGAGGCCACACAUUGUUGCCUAAGAGACCCCGGAUGCCAGCGACAGGAUUUAUAGGUGGCGAUUGGACUGCUGGAAGCGGUGAGGUGGGGGCUGAAAGGAGUCAAGGAAAGCUGUCCUAAUGCAACGAUAGCAACCCCAGAACCAGAGGCUUGAAGAAGGAGGCCAGCUGCUGAGUUGUAUCCCAAGGAACAUGAAACACAGUGACAGGCAGCCAUAAAGGAAAGGAAGCCAUAAGUACCUGCAGCUCGUAUCUGAGGACAAGGAUGAGACAAUAGUUGUUGUCUUGGUAGACAAGGUGUAGUCUUUCUUAUGGAAAAACACCAGUUCAUUUCAUGAUGGCAUUUGCACCUCCCAAAAGCAUCGAUGGCCCAAAAAUGCAGACAAAGAUGAGUACCUGGACACCUCUAAAUCAUCAGCUUCUGAACGACCAGGUGUUUGAAGAACGAAGAGCGCUGCUUGGAAAAUGGUUUGACAAAUGGACAGACUCUCAAAGGAGAAGAAUUCUUACAGGCCUGCUAGAGCGCUGCUCCCUGUCCCAGCAGAAGUUCUGUUGUCGAAAACUGCAGGAAAAAAUUCCAGCAGAGGCCCUGGACUUUACUACCAAGCUUCCGAGGGUGUUAUCUGUCUACAUCUUUUCCUUCCUGGAUCCCCGGAGCCUUUGCCGUUGUGCACAGGUGAGCUGGUACUGGAAGAGCUUGGCUGAGCUGGACCAGCUCUGGAUGCUCAAGUGCCUGCGUUUUAACUGGUACAUCAGCUUCUCCCCAACGCCCUUUGAGCAGGGUGUCUGGAAAAAGCACUACAUUCAGAUGGUGAGAGAACUUCACGUCACCAAGCCCAAGACACCUCCAAAGGAUGGAUUCAUAACUGCCGAUGUUCAGCCCAUCCCUGGCAGUUCUCCAGAGGAGAAGCAGUCCCCUUCCUUAGCUUUUCGGUCCUCCUCCUCCUUAAGAAAGAAGAAUAACCCUGGGGAGAAAGAGCUUCCACCAUGGCGAUCGUCAGACAAGCAUCCCACAGACAUCAUCCGCUUUAAUUAUCUAGACAACUGUGACCCAGAGCUCUUCAGGCUAGGAAGAAGAAAAAGAAAGGAAGUGACCCCAGACUUCAAGCAGCAGUUUCGAGAUAAGAAAAAUAAGCUUCAAGACAGAGCCAGGCUCAGGAAAGCACAGUCAUUGAUGUCAAGGAGAGAUCUGUUGUCACUAUGUCCCUGAGUUCCCCUCCAAAAGUUCCAGUUCGUCUCGCCUGGCCUCUGCAUCUGCCAGGGGCACCCUCAGAUCACGAAGCAACAACCGAAGUUCUCACGGAGCACCAUCAGAAUCACCCUGGGCUUCCAUCACCCUCUCUGAGGCUCCAGAGUCAAAGCUGACUUAAGGAUGGAAAAGGGCUUUUCUCUAAAUGACAAGGUGUUCUUCACAGCUCAGACCUGGAUUCUAACUAGUCCCUCUAUUAAACUCUUUUGGCCUAAGUA